Molecule: messenger RNA, 3122 nt
Organism: Ceratina calcarata
Lineage: Eukaryota; Metazoa; Arthropoda; Insecta; Hymenoptera; Apidae
Gene: Taf12
Product: TATA-box binding protein associated factor 12
Exons: 3
Coding region: 2406-3020 (204 amino acids)
Biological process (GO): RNA polymerase II preinitiation complex assembly; DNA-templated transcription initiation
Cellular component (GO): SAGA complex; transcription factor TFIID complex
Molecular function (GO): DNA binding; protein heterodimerization activity; TBP-class protein binding
Source: RefSeq, a predicted model, not a curated record
AUUCAUAUAUUUUAAUCAAUUAGUUUUUACAUCUUUUGAUCUUCAGGAAUCUUAGAGAAGAAACAUUAAAAGAUAUUUGCAAACGAAAGAAAUUAUAAUUCAUUUUGCAUACUGAAAUAGUUACUGCCCGACAUUAUCCUUUUUAGAAAGAAAUUAUCGACCCCGAGUUGAACGUAGUAAAUGUAUAACGUACCAAAGCCGAUUUUUUCAAAUGACGAAUCACACUGCUUAGGACAGACAUUGAUAUCACAAUAUAUUAUAAUAUCGAGAAGUUUUAUUCUUGAGAAAUGUAAUCGUGUUCAUCUUAUCCUGUAGAGAUUGUUAGUUAUUUAUCCUGCGGUAUAGAUCAAUCUUCUUCUUCCAUGUCCCUUCCGGAUUUCCCACGGUAAACGAAACCAUGAUUAAUGUUAGAAAGUAUAUAUUGCGAAUAGUAUUUUCAAAUGAGAUCUAAGAUGAUAUACCAAUGAUCUAUUGCUAUACCGAAGUGCUUACUACGAAGGUUGUUAUUUCUCAGAUCUUUACGGUGUUCUUAUCUACACUGAUGCUCUACAUUUAUUUAUAUUCAUAUAUAGUAUAUACGCGCGAAAAAAUCGAUCGUUCUAUGUACAUAGACAUUCAAAAUAAUCGAGCUCGUCAAUGUCAACAAUAAAUCUUUACAAAUGUUCUGUACAGAAUUUAUUAACUUUGGUGAUGUUUAGUAGGAAUAAAACUGUUUUCAUUUUUCCUACGAUUCUAAUUUGUUUAGUACAAAAUUUAACACCAUCCGUUUUACUUUACACAUUUAUUUGUCUUCAAUCUGAACGUAGAAAUUAUAUUUUAUUGUCAAAGGAAAUGAAAAUUUUACAAUUUUCUCGAUCUAUUUAAAAUAAAUCUAAUUACUGAUGUUACUUAGGAGAACAGUAUUAGUACAUAACAAUAACGACGUUAAUCCCUACACAGUUUUCUAGAUUAUUACAGCGCAAAAGUCGAUGGGUGCUUCAUAUUCCAACGAAUACAAUAGUACAUAAUAUACGUAUAUCCUAUAAUGACGUUAAUCAUUAUUUCAUACUAGUUUCUGCAAUAUUUUUCGACAAUAUAAGAAAGUAUUAAGGUAAUCUUAACUGUAUACAUGAAGACUAUUACAGAUUCAUGUUCGAUUUCGUUGACCCUAUUCUCUAUUACCUAAUUUUUAUUUGAUUUUGUGAUUUGUUAACAAUGUAUCCGAAAAUUAUUACAUAUAUAAAUCCUAAACCUUUUCGAAUAGUUACGAUUGCCACAAUAACUAAAAUUUAAGGAUAAAAUUGGACCGAGAGAUGACUGUAAUGUCAAGAAUUAAAUGAUGGGAGUGUUAUGUAUACGUAAUUUUUUAAACUUAAUACCGAAUACAAGUAACGUUUUGUAUAGCGGAAAAAAGUAUGUAAACAUGAAAAAUAUUAUAGACUUAUUAAAGAGUGCCUUGUUAUAUCUCUGUUAUCACGCAUUGAUUAAAAGAAUCUCGUUUUACAAAAGCACUGUUUGAAAUUCCACGGAAUCGCACGGCUACAAUGAUUUUCUACCGGUACCAUCGGCGUACGAUGAUGUACCUUUUUUUUAUUACGUUUUUCGAAAAUGUACGAUGCUUAUGAUCUAAACAACUAGAAUCGUUACGGAUAUUUUUGUAUCGGAGUAACGCUCGGGGAGGAGAAGAUUACAUUUACAAUAUUUAUUAAUUACCAUAAGACUUACCAUACUAACAGUACGAUUAGACACGGCGACGAUUGCUACUUUGUACAUUUAUGUAAUAAGUCUUGGACGGUGGUGCUGUUCACAGACAUGUAAUUUUAUAUCGAACUUUGUAACCAUUGUAGAUAUUUUGUGUAAUGUAUUUUUUAUUGAUAUUUAUUAAAAACACAUUUUGAUACUACAUUAACGGAAUUCAUCUUGGAAUUCCUCUUACUAGUGUUCCAUAAUGCAGACCAAUAAAGUCUCAAAGUUAUUUUCAUUUCUUUAUACGCAUUUACCUUCUUUCAAGAAAUCCUCUUGCACCAUAAAAUUCCUCUUCCAACGUAAAAUUAAUAUGAAGUUAUAAACUGAAAUAGUUUUUUGGAAAAUACUAUAGGACAUUAUUUGUAGUUGACGAUUAUAACUAAAAAUUCUGUAUGAACCAUUUUUCACUAGCGUCGAUAGUUUUACUUCGUUUUAUGAAAGACAAUUUUCAUUAAAAUUCCAUAAAGUGGGGCCGGAUUAGAAUUUGAAUUCGAAGCUUAUGCCGCUAGGUGGCGAAUAGCUAAUCGACGUAACUCACGCGCAGUCUCGCAGAUCCGUCCAGUAAGAUAAAGCCAGUACGAGAAUACAGUGAGGACAGUAACUAUGCUUUACAGGUUAUAUUUAUUUAAUUUCACUUAAAAAGCAGUAAAGGUAUUGAAAUAAGUGGAGAAACAAAUAAAAUGUCACAACAAGCCGCGCUAGUACAGACUACUAGCGCAGGUUCUGACAUGACACCUGUGCUCGGUAGUAUACAGUCAAUCGGACCUAAUACACAGACAACGUCUACUGUACCGAAUAUACAAAGUGGUAACACAGGAGUACAAAUAAUACAGCCGCAGACACAGUCUCAACAAACGCAAUUCGUAUCGCAACCUCCGAAACAGCAGCCGGUACAACAAUCAGCGGCUCAACAGCAACAGCAGCAGCAGCAGCAGUCACAACAACAGCAAAGUUCCUUCAAUGAUUUUCCACAGUUUUUGACUAAAACGCGAUUACAAGAUCUCGUGAAAGAGGUAGAUCCUACGGAACAGUUGGACGAAGAGGUUGAGGAAAUGCUGUUGCAGUUGGCAGAUGAUUUUGUAGAAACGACUGUGAAUGCAGCAUGUUUGUUAGCUAAACACCGUCAUGCAAAUACUGUGGAAGUAAAGGAUGUACAACUGCACUUGGAAAGAAAUUGGAAUAUGUGGAUUCCUGGCUUUGGCACAGAUGAAGUACGCCCGUAUAAACGUGCAACAGUCACAGAGGCUCAUAAACAAAGAUUGGCACUUAUACGAAAAUCAAUCAAAAAAUAUUAGUCUUCCUGUACAUUUCAGUCUACGUUAUUACUUUUUAUAAUCAUUAACUGACAAUUCUUUUAUAUUUACACAAUAGUUUAUAUAUAUGUAAUUAAUACUUUU